AACGUCAAACUUUUUUCUUCCAUUUAUCAUCGACGAGACACUUGCAAAAAUUAAAAAAAACAGACGCCGACUAAAAAAUUAAGAAAAAUUCUUUUUUAAAAAGAAUUAAUAAUAUUUUCUCACUUAAAAUGAGUGAUAUUUUAAAAAGUUCUCAAGAACGUUCCCGAAAACGCAAGCAACUUCUUGCUCAAACCCUUGGCCUUUCUAGUGUCGAUGAACUUAAAAUUGUCCUUGGGACAGUCGAAGAAGCCGGCAGUCAACGCUCGAAUCGUGAUGAGGAUAACGAAAGUCCUGGGCCAUCAUCGAAGAAACCUCAAGCUGAAAUAAUCUAUCGUGAUUCAUCGACAUUUUUAAAGGGUACACAAUCAUCAAAUCCACACAACGAUUACUGCCAACACUUCGUGGACACAGGUCAAAGGCCACAGAACUUCAUUCGUGAUGUUGGUUUGGCCGAUCGCUUCGAAGAAUAUCCCAAGCUAAGGGAAUUGAUUCGCCUCAAAGAUGAACUUAUAUCCGAAACUGCCACUGCUCCCAUGUAUCUGAAGGCUGAUGUGAAGACCUUGGAUCUGAAGACACUCGGGACUAAGUUUGAUGUGAUUCUCAUCGAACCACCACUGGAAGAAUAUGCUCGAGGUGCUGCUACAGUAGCGACAGUUGGCGGAGCUCCUCGAGUCUACUGGAAUUGGGACGAGAUUCUGAAUCUUGAUGUGGGUGAAGUUGCAGCUCAUCGGAGUUUUGUGUUCCUAUGGUGUGGUAGUUCCGAGGGUCUUGACAUGGGCCGCAAUUGUCUAAAAAAAUGGGGUUUCCGACGUUGCGAGGACAUCUGUUGGAUCCGCACGAACAUCAAUAAACCAGGACAUUCCAAGAUUCUCGAACCGAAAGCAGUAUUUCAACGAACAAAAGAGCACUGUCUGAUGGGCAUCAAGGGAACCGUCCGUCGUUCCACUGAUGGAGACUUCAUUCACGCCAAUGUCGACAUAGAUCUCAUCAUUUCCGAGGAAGAGGAGUUCGGUAGUUUUGAGAAACCCAUCGAGAUAUUUCAUAUAAUUGAGCAUUUUUGUCUGGGGCGGCGUAGAAUGCAUUUGUUUGGGAGAGACUCAAGCAUUCGUCCGGGUUGGCUAACUGUUGGCCCCGAAUUGACCAACUCCAACUUUAACUCUGAGUUGUAUCAAUCGUAUUUUGCAGAAGGUGCUGCAACUGGUUGUACGAGUAGAAUUGAAUCACUGCGACCCAAGAGUCCUCCGGCCAAUAGCAAAGUGAUUCGUGGUCGUGGAAGAGGGUUCGCUCGAGGACGUGGAAGACCUAGAUAAAUUCGUUUCGAUUUAAUUUUGAUUACUAUUAUUGACAAAAAUGAUUUUCUAUAUAUUUUAAAUACACUUGACACACAAAUAAACGAACACUUAGUUUC
Molecule: messenger RNA, 1408 nt
Organism: Eupeodes corollae
Lineage: Eukaryota; Metazoa; Arthropoda; Insecta; Diptera; Syrphidae
Gene: Mettl14
Product: N6-adenosine-methyltransferase non-catalytic subunit
Exons: 4
Coding region: 129-1310 (393 amino acids)
Cellular component (GO): RNA N6-methyladenosine methyltransferase complex; nucleus
Molecular function (GO): mRNA binding
Source: RefSeq, a predicted model, not a curated record